Ricinus communis (castor bean) is the source of this 2184-nucleotide messenger RNA. Its product is annotated as serine/threonine-protein kinase haspin homolog. NCBI's taxonomy places the organism in Eukaryota, Viridiplantae, Streptophyta, Magnoliopsida, Malpighiales, Euphorbiaceae. Gene Ontology annotation, cellular component: cytoplasm; nucleus. The record is from RefSeq and is a predicted model, not a curated record. The coding region runs from base 138 to 2087 and encodes 649 amino acids. The transcript has 15 exons. Gene Ontology annotation, biological process: mitotic cell cycle; intracellular signal transduction; protein phosphorylation. Gene Ontology annotation, molecular function: ATP binding; histone H3T3 kinase activity.
AAUUCGGAAGUAUCAAGUUGUUGAAACGACGGCGUUUUUCAUCAACGGCACUCCCGCGUCCAGACUCAUUUCAAAAACAUCUCUCUUUCUGCCUGUCUCGGUAUUGUCAAUAGAGUUCAAUCACAGUUAAUUCUAUCAUGGGUUCUAGAGCAGGUAGAAAUAGAAGUGAAGUUGAUUUAUGGGCAGAGAUAAUAGCUGAAGAGACAAAUUACAAGGAUCAGAAGAAUAUUAAAGUGUUUUACAGAAGGAGACGCUCCCAAGAGACCCUUCAAGAUUCCAUUUCUCAGAAUCAAGCAGACUCAGAUAAGGAGAAUCGCGUGAGUUUGGGUGCUGCUGCUGCUGCCGCUCCCAAGAGAGUCAGUUGGAAUCGUUCACUUUCUAUCAGAGGGAGAGUCAGUAUUGCUGUUACUGCUUGUGUUGACAAUCGACCCCAACAAAAGCAACCAAAAAGAAAGGGAAAGCCACCUGUUCCAAAAAGAAAGGCUGAUCAACCUCCAAAUUUUGAGAAAGAGAGAGCAUACUUUCAAGAGGUUGAUGCUUUUGAGUUGCCGGAAGAGAGCCCCUCUCCCAAAAACUUUGGUACAUGGAUCACCGGCAACCAAUCUGAUAAUGUUGCGAUCCCACAUUUGUCAUCCAGGUUAGAGAGUUGGUUGAUUACCAAGCAGUUAAAGUUGAACGAGAGUUCUGCACCAUCUACUGCGCUGUCAAAGUUAUUAGAAUCUCCAAGGAUGCCGUUAGAACCUAUUUGUGCUGAUGAUUUCAACACUAUAAAUUUGAUAACCCCAGUAAAAUCUUCCUUGAAAACCAAUUCAAAUCUGCAUUCUAUGCAAAACAUUAUAAAUUUGAUAACCCCAGAAGAAUCUUCCUUGAAAACCAAUUCAAAUCUGCAUUCUAUGCAAAAAAGAAUCAAUGCUUAUUUACUCAAAAAGUCAAAUUCACGAAACAGCAACUCUGUGUUAUCACGUCUGCGUGAUGAGGGCUGUAAGGAUAUUGAAUUGGCAGUGAAGAAACUAUCACUAGCGUCAACGUCUACUUCGGCGGAUAAUGACAAUGUGGAUCCAUUUUCUUCACUUUUGGCAUACUGUGGACAGUCGGUUCCAUCAACUCUGCUUGAUGUCAUCUCCAAAUAUUGCAACCCAAAUGAUAUUAUUAAAGUGGGGGAAGGAACAUAUGGAGAAGCCUACAGAGUUGGCACUACCGUCUGCAAAAUUGUUCCAAUUGAUGGAGAGUUGAGAGUAAAUGGGGAAGUACAAAAGAGAUCAGAAGAACUUCUUGAGGAAGUUGUACUUUCUCGAACUCUCAAUCAUCUACGAGGGAAUGAUGGUGAUGCCUGCAAUGCAUGCACAACAUUUAUUGAGACCUUAGAUUUAAGGGUGUGCCAGGGUCCUUAUGACAAUGCAUUGAUUAGAGCAUGGGACAGGUGGGAUGAUGCACAUGGAUCAGAAAAUGAUCACCCUAGGGGAUUUCCAGAGAAGCAGCGUUAUGUUGUAUUUGUACUACAACAUGGGGGCAAGGACCUUGAAAACUUUGUUCUAUCGAACUUUGACGAGGCUCGGAGUUUAUUGGUUCAGGUUACGUCUGCCUUGGCUGUUGCAGAAGCUGCAUUUGAAUUCGAACACCGCGACCUGCACUGGGGAAACAUUCUGCUAAGUCGAAAUGACUCUGCUACAGUGAAGUUUAUCCUUGAGGGGAAGGAAAUGUUUGUCAGAACAUAUGGAUUAGCGAUAUCAAUAAUUGACUUUACUCUCUCAAGAAUUAAUACAGGUGAAGAUAUACUCUUUCUGGACCUAUCAUCAGAUCCUUAUCUCUUUAAAGGUCCAAAGGGUGACAGACAAGCAGAAACAUACAGAAAGAUGAAGGAGGUAACGGAAGAUUGCUGGGAAGGAAGUUUUCCUAGAACAAAUGUGUUGUGGCUACUGUACUUGGUGGAUAUAUUAAUUCAGAAGAAAUCAUUUGAACGUUCUUCGAAAAAUGAGAGAGAAUUGCGGUCGCUCAAGAAACGUCUGGACAAGUAUAAUUCAGCCAAAGAAGCUAUUUUUGAUACUUUCUUUAGUGACUUGCUUGUAGAUAAUUCUGUAAAAAUUUGAAAGGAAAACUAACUGCUCAUAUUCUGAGUAUUGUAGGCCUGACUUACUGUUAACAGAUUCAUAAUCUAACAGAUCAACUUCAAGAGUUGUUCUCAUA